Molecule: messenger RNA, 1485 nt
Organism: Tetrahymena thermophila SB210
Lineage: Eukaryota; Ciliophora; Oligohymenophorea; Hymenostomatida; Tetrahymenidae
Product: eukaryotic aspartyl protease
Exons: 2
Biological process (GO): proteolysis
Molecular function (GO): aspartic-type endopeptidase activity
Source: RefSeq, a predicted model, not a curated record
AUGAAAAGCACUUAUACAAAUAGUAUUAUUAAAAUAAUAUUAACAGUACUUAUUUUUACUCAAAGCACGGUCGUUGCUAAAGGAAAUUUAAUAGAGUUGGAUCUUAUAAAGCAAUAAGUAAAUGGAUAAUAGCUAUAUAAUCGAUUAUAAAGGGAAUUUAGUAAUCCAUAAAAGGUUAAAUAAGAAUAAGAUAAAAUCAUAAAGCAGAUAAACCAUAAACACUAUAAUGAUAAAUAAAAUGAACUAAAUUCAUUUUAAAAUUCUACAGAAAAUUAGAGUGCAGAUUAAACAUAAAUUCCAGAGCUGCUACUGAGAAAUAUUUAAAAUAAUUAAUAUAUUGUCAAUUUAUAUAUUGGAUCUCAAUCAGUUAAGUAACCAUUAUUGAUUGACACAGGUAGUCCAUAUACUCUAGUCGAUGGCGUUGACUGUGAGAAAUGUCAUAUUUAAAAUUCUAAAAACUCUCUUUUUGAUUGCAAUUAAUCACCUACUUGCAAAUUAACUGAUAAAUCUUCCUAUGAGCUUACAUUUGUACAAGGAAAAGCUCAAGGUUUGUAGGUUAAAGAUAGAGUUUGCUUAUAAAGUGGAUUAGCUCAGUGCACUUCUAAUGAGUUUACUUUCAUAGAUAUAUAUAAUAUUACUUAUUCAAUGGAAAAUAUUGAAGCAGAUGGAAUAUUAGGAUUGGGGAUGAUAAAAAAGAAUCCUAAUUUUUCUUUUGUUUAACAGCUGUUUGCAAGUGGACAAAUUUCUGAACCUUCAUUUUCUCUUUACAUUAACGAUAUUAGCUUCGAUAUGAGGUACUAGAAGGAUAUUUCUAAACUUAUUUUGGGAGGUGUUAACAUGAAAUAUGGAGUUGAAAAUUAGGUUAUGGUUUAUCACAGUAUUGCAAAUUCUGAUAGUUGGGCAUUAAACUUAGACACAGUGAAAUUCAAUGAUAAAAAUAUAAAAUAGAAGGAUUCUAAGAUAGCAAUAAUUGACUCUGGAUCAUCCAAUAUUGUUCUUCCAAGAGAGGACUAUAAUUAUUUAUUGAAGUAUUUAACAAACGAUCUUCAUUUCAUUUGUCAACCAUAAAACAAUAUAUACCUUUAAUGUUCAUGUCCAACUGGAGAGAUUGGAGUCUUUCCAGAGGUAAAGAUUAAGUUUGCAGGAGUUGAUUAAAUAUAUGUAUUAAGUCCAAAGGAUUACAUCAUACAAGAAAACCACCUUUGUAAUAUGCAAAUAAGCUACUACUCUUCAACUGAUGGUUCUUGGAUCUUAGGUGAUGUUUUUUUGAGAAAGUACAUGUCCUAUUUCAAUAUUUAAAAAGAAUAAAUUGGACUCAUUCUCUCCAACAAAAAAAGUCUUGAAAGUAGAGAAUUUCUUAAGGAUGUUAUGCUCAUUUUAGAGUGUAUCUUAGGCUCUCUUUUCUUGGGUAUCUUAGUCAUUUAUUUCAUCCGCAUGAUUAGUGGUUUAAAGAAUGCUAAGGAUGAAGAACUUAAUUUUGAUUGA